Xenia sp. Carnegie-2017 is the source of this 2704-nucleotide messenger RNA. RefSeq names its product bromodomain-containing protein 9-like. Gene Ontology annotation, biological process: regulation of transcription by RNA polymerase II. The record is from RefSeq and is a predicted model, not a curated record. The transcript is spliced from 22 exons. Gene Ontology annotation, cellular component: nucleus. Lineage: Eukaryota; Metazoa; Cnidaria; Anthozoa; Malacalcyonacea; Xeniidae. The coding region runs from base 98 to 2452 and encodes 784 amino acids.
GCUCAUAUAUCGUGAUGUAUUGUUUGAAUUAUAAAAUGUAACUACAUUUGCAAAAGCUUCGGUCCAAUCAUCUUUUUUAUUUUUACCAUGAAUUGAAAUGGGCAAGAAACAUAAGAAGCAUCAUAAGAAGACAUCUGAUAUUGGGAAAGCAUCAAGUAAAAGUGACGAACCACCAAUAAAACUGGUCUUGAAAGUUGGAGCACCGGAAAAGACUCCCAGUGAAUCAAAAUUAUCAAAAGAAAAGAAUUUCCAGAGAGUUGACGUGCUGAAAGGUAAAGAUCAUUCCACAAAGAAGAAAAAGAAGAAGAGAUCAUCUUCUAAAGAGCGCAAAAAAAGAAAGCAUGCUGAAUCCAUUGAUGAACAGGGAUUUGAUUCAUCAUCCACGGUUGAAAGUAAUCUUGACAAACCAAAGAAAAAAGCCAAACUAGACGGACAAAGACUUGAUGAAAACAAACCAACCAUUCCAAAAAUACACAUUAAACCCAUUGAGCCUCCCAAAUUUAAAGAAAUCAAAAGCCAAGACCGCAAGGUAAACAAAUGCGCUGAACUGGAAAAUGAAGAAACUGAAACGCAUGGUGUUUGUUCGGCAUAUUUUUACGAUGUGGAACCAACUUCUGUGUUGUUAUGUCUUGGAAACCUUCAUCAAUCAUUGCAAAGGAAAGAUGUGAAUGGUUUCUUUGCUUAUCCUGUGAAUGACGUCAUGGCACCAGGAUACUCCAGUAUCAUAUCGAGACCAAUGGAUUUUAGUAUGAUGAAAUACAAGAUUGAUACUCACGCAUAUACGUCACUUGAGGAAUUUCGGGAUGAUUUCAACCUGAUGUGUAACAAUGCUAUGAUUUACAACACAGCAGAAACAGUUUACUACAAAGCUGCAAAAAAAUUGCUCCAAAUUGGUGCGAAAAUGAUGAGCCGGAGAAGUUUCGUAGAAUUUAGACUUGACAUGUACUUUGUUUAUCGACAACAGGAGAAGUUUCGAGAAACUUCACAUGUACUUUGUUUAUCGACAACGAAUUUAGACUUCACAUGUACUUUGUUUAUCGACAACAGGAGAAGUUUCGUAGAAUUUAGACUUCACAUGUACUUUGUUUAUCGACAACAGGAGAAGUUUCGUAGUCUGUAUCGUGCGAUUGGAUUGGAUCCGCCAGCUGAAUCGAUAAGCUUCAAGCGAAUCGAGGAAGAUGCGGUGAUAGAUGUGGAUACGGUGGAUGGUAUAGGGACACCAUUGCUGACCGCGAGCAAGAGGAAGGAUCAUAUCAAGUCAAAGAAACGGGCAACUGCCGGUCAAAGAAUACAAGCAAAGGCAGAGGAAGCCGCGCGAAAAGCUGCCGAGAAAUUGGCAAAGAAAUAUUCAAACAGCAACAUCGGAUUCCUUCGUACAGACUCGGAAGGCAACACAAGUCUGGCUAUUUUGAAUCCAUGCGCCGAUUUAGAGACCGGAAGUUAUUCAAUACCAGUAAAUCUGGCUUCGCUCACCGGAAAGCUGACCACCGGAACUUUCUCAACGAACGUCUUUAAGGAGGACAAGAAAAACAAGAUGUCCCCAGUGACUUAUUUGAAGUAUGGACCAUUCAGCUCAUUUUCACCAACGUUUGAUUCAUCAAUGGCAACCAUAACAAAAGAGGAUUCAGAUCUACUUUUUAGUGUAUAUGGGGAUAGCACUGGGGUAUAUUAUGCGCAGAGCCUUCAAGCUUUCGUGAAAGAUAACGUGUUUGCAAAAAACUAUGUCGAUUGCGUUUUGGACGGAUUGACGGAUGGUGCUCAUUCAAAAUUGAUGGAGAAACUUAAAAAGCAACUUGAAGACGAAGAAGAAAAAGAAAAAGAGCGUAUAAACGAGGCGAAGACGAAAGAAGAGAAAGAGAAAAACGAGAGAAACGCAAAAGAAAAUGAAUUAAAAGAAUUGUCAACGGUUGAUGUCGAAGCCCUUCUGUCUUUAGAGAAGGAAGGAAUUGAUGUUUCAUUUUUGAAACAGAAACAUAAGACAUCAGCUAACCAUUCUCUUCAAGACAAUCUUGACCGGGCAGCUGAUCUCAUUGCCAAACUGGAUGCAGUUCAAUCGGAGAGAUUAAGCCAAGUGAGCAAAGACGGUGUGACACCUAAAUCUGCGCUCAAGCCUUCAGAAAAUGAGCAGAAAAUAGCCGAAGAAGUGACGCAAGAGCUAACAGAUUUAACAUCAAAGGUUUACCCUAAAGAUGUCGUGAACGCUGAAUGUCUGCGCAAGGCAACCGGCAUUGGAGAUAUAUCUGAAAUUGUCCGGAAAGGAAAAGAGCAAUCUGAAAUGGAAGUACAACUGGCUGCUGAAGCUAUUGAAACUGUUUUUAAUGACGCAACAAUGGAAGAUUUAGAUAAAGUGAUAUGCGAAGCGGCCCGCGAAGUCGAGGGCUCGAUGGGUCUCGAUGUUCUGGACGAGUUAACUGCAUCACUGGACGACGUCAAGCAAAUGGAAGGCAUAUAAAGAGACGCGCUAUCUUAAUCGUGCAUCUAAAGACGUUGUGCAACUUAGUAAAUCGUGCAUGUAAUCACAAAAUAGGGAAUAUGCAGUAUGUACUGUGCAUGUAAUCAUCUUACGUAUUAUAUUAAUUAAAAUUGCGCAACUGAAGACGUUACAUAACUGGGUAAGUUUUACAUUUUAUAAACAGUCCUAAGGCAUUGCAUGUAUUUAUUUAUGUAAGAAUUAAAUUCGAUGAAAAAAUGAGCUAGGACUGUA